This is a messenger RNA of Drosophila hydei, 609 nucleotides long. RefSeq names its product calmodulin-like protein 4. Gene Ontology annotation, cellular component: myosin II complex; cytoplasm. The transcript has 4 exons. Gene Ontology annotation, molecular function: myosin heavy chain binding; calcium ion binding. Lineage: Eukaryota; Metazoa; Arthropoda; Insecta; Diptera; Drosophilidae. Bases 91 to 540 code for a protein of 149 amino acids. The record is from RefSeq and is a predicted model, not a curated record.
CACAUUUAACACACAACCUGUUUGAGUUUUCAUCAGUUUAUUUACAACUUGUUUUUUCGUUUAAAGUGCAAAUAAUAAACAUUCAUUUAAAUGGCUCGCUACUUUAAAGAACAGGACAUUGAUGAAUUCCGUGAGUGUUUUUAUCUGUUCGCUCGUUCAGGUCAAAUAAACAACUUAGACGAGCUAACGGUGAUUAUGCGCUCUUUGGGUUUGUCGCCAACGAUACAGGAAUUGGUGUCGUAUCUAAAGCAAAAGAAUGGUAAAAUGAGUUUUGCUGACUUCCUGGAUAUCAUGCACCAACACUCCUCAGUGGAAAAUCUUCCAAGUGAAGUCAUUGCUGCAUUCAAAGCAGCCGAUCCACAAAACAAAGGCACCAUAUCAGCAAAACAGCUACGUAAUUUACUGCAAAACUGGGGCGAGGGUCUGUCUGUGCGCGAGGUGGAUAAUAUCUUUAGGGAGGCUAAUGUUAAUAACAAUAGCACCGUACGCUAUGCUGAUUUUGUUAAAAUAGCAUGUGCACCAGUGCCAGACUAUUACUAGAGCAAAAACCAUUCAUACUUCACAUUCCAGAAUGCAUGCAAACUGCAAUAAAGUUCACAAUCAGUUUUA